AUGCACGCGCCCGCGAACGGACCGGUCUUUGCCAUUUGUUAUCCCAUUCUCGCCGCUAUUGGUGCCCCUGCAAAUGUGGUGGCGAUUAUAAUCCUAUCACGAGGUCGAUGUGGACUGUCCUGUUGCAUCACCUACUACCUAGUGGCCAUAGCAGUGACUGAUUUCCUUGUAAUCAUCAAUGGGUGCAUCCUGAAUCGAAUCGGCCGUAUUUACUUUCGAGACAGUUUACUUUCCACCACACUUGCAUGCAAACUGAGCACCAUGUUGAUUUUUACAAUACGGGAUGGGUCAGUCUGGUUAACGGUUGCUUUCACCUUUGACCGUUUUGUGGCUAUUUGCUUCCAGAGCUUGAAGAUCAGGUACUGCACUCACAAAACUGCAUCGAUGGUGAUAGGAAUCGUAUGUAUCCUGAGCUGCAUCAAAAACACCCCCUUUUACUUCAUCUUUAGGCCAUUAUACACACUGAAAGGUGUACCCUGGUUCUGCAUUAUCAAGUCAAGCUAUUAUAUUUCACCCAUCUGGCAGACUUACGACUGGCUGGAUCACAUCCUCGUUCCAUUUCUCCCAUUUCUCCUUAUUCUGCUGCUCAAUGCAAUCACUGUAACUAACAUAUUAGCAGCCAGCAGAGCCCGGAAAAGGAUCAGGAGCGCCGAGAAUCGAAGUGAUCAGGAGAUUUCCAAUCGCAAGAAAUCUAUUGUGCUCCUUUUUGCGAUCUCUCUUAGUUUCCUUUUCUUGUGGGCCACCUAUGUUGGACGGUUUUUGUACGUACAGAUUUCAGGAGAAGGUUACUUCGGUGGACUGGACUUCAAUGACCCUCAGUACAUCCUUCAAGAGACGACUAUCAUGCUCCAAAUGAUCAAUUCCUGCAACAAUGUCUUCAUAUAUACAAUAGCCCAGAAUAAAUUCCGUGAGGAGCUAAAGAAUACGUUGAUGUCUCCCUUCACUAUCUUCACUAGUUGCAUAAAGCAAUGA
Chiloscyllium plagiosum (whitespotted bambooshark) is the source of this 972-nucleotide messenger RNA. RefSeq names its product putative G protein-coupled receptor 139. Gene Ontology annotation, molecular function: G protein-coupled receptor activity. The record is from RefSeq and is a predicted model, not a curated record. Lineage: Eukaryota; Metazoa; Chordata; Chondrichthyes; Orectolobiformes; Hemiscylliidae. Gene Ontology annotation, cellular component: plasma membrane. Gene Ontology annotation, biological process: G protein-coupled receptor signaling pathway.